Messenger RNA from Sphaerodactylus townsendi, 3146 nucleotides. It is a transcript of the gene ESRP1, whose product is annotated as epithelial splicing regulatory protein 1. NCBI's taxonomy places the organism in Eukaryota, Metazoa, Chordata, Lepidosauria, Squamata, Sphaerodactylidae. Gene Ontology annotation, cellular component: ribonucleoprotein complex. The coding region runs from base 98 to 2008 and encodes 636 amino acids. The transcript is spliced from 15 exons. Gene Ontology annotation, molecular function: RNA binding. The record is from RefSeq and is a predicted model, not a curated record.
GGCGCGAGGGCUUGGGGGUGGGUGGCCGCUGGGUGCCUCUGGGCCAAGUUGGUGAAGGUCGUUUCUCCCUUGGUGGUGCUCCUUCUUCUUCCUCGUCAUGACGACGUCUCCCGACUACCUGGUGAUCUUGUUCGGGGCCACAGCGGGGGCCAAUGGGGCUAGGCUGGGAUCGGAUGAGCGGGAGUUGAUCCAGCUGCUGUGGAAAGUGGUGGAUCUGGCGAACAAGAAGGUGGGAAAUCUCCACGAAGUGCUGAUCAAACCUGACCUUUCGGAGCUGACGGAGGAAUGCCAAGAAGAAACCCAGAGUAUGUUGGACAGCUUGAUGCUGGCCCCGCAGCUGGAGCAAGCUCUGAGACAGUUUAACCAGUCUGUGAGCAAUGAACUAAAUAUUGGUGUGGGUACUUCAUUCUGUCUCUGCACUGAUGGGCAGCUUCAUAUCAGGCAGGUUCUACACCCCGAAGCAUCCAAAAAGAAUAUCUUGUUGCCAGAAUGUUUCUACUCAUUUUUUGAUCUACGAAAAGAAUUCAAGAAAUGUUGUCCGGGCUCACCUGAAAUCGACAAGUUGGAUGCUAAAGCCAUGGCAGAACAUCUGAAUCUUGACCGGAACAGUUCACCACAGCGUUUUGGUAUCUCUCAAGUUGAAGACAUGGGGAAUGUCAUCAUAACACUAAUUUCUGAACCACAUAAUCACAGAUUUUCAGAUCCCGAAAGAGUAAGCUACAAAUUUGAAAGUGGAACUUGCAGCAAGAUGGAACUUGUAGAUGACAACACCAUAAUCCGAGCAAGAGGUUUACCGUGGCAGUCAUCUGAUCAGGAUAUUGCUAGAUUCUUUAAAGGCCUAAACAUUGCUAAAGGCGGGGCUGCGCUUUGCCUUAAUGCCCAGGGCAGGAGGAACGGGGAGGCUCUUGUCAGGUUUGUAAGUGAAGAGCACAGAGAUUUAGCCCUGCAAAGACAUAAGCAUCACAUGGGGAAUCGGUACAUUGAGGUAUACAAAGCAACAGGGGAAGAUUUUCUCAAAAUUGCAGGAGGAACAUCCAACGAAGUAGCCCAGUUCUUGUCAAAAGAGAACCAAGUGAUUGUUCGGAUGCGGGGCCUUCCCUUCAACGUGACAACAGAAGAAGUGUUAGCAUUUUUUGGUCAGCAUUGUCCUGUGACUGGUGGAAAGGAAGGAAUCCUCUUUGUUACGUACCCUGACAAUCGGCCAACGGGGGAUGCAUUCGUGUUGUUUGCUUGUGAAGAAUACGCACAGAACGCAUUAAAAAAACACAAGGACUUGUUGGGUAAAAGGUAUAUAGAACUCUUCCGGAGCACAGCAGCUGAGGUACAGCAGGUGUUGAACAGGUACUCUUCUGCACCUCUCAUUCCUCUUCCGGCUCCGCCUAUCCUUCCUGUGCUACCUCAGCAAUAUGUACCUCCCACCAAUGUCAGGGACUGCAUACGACUACGUGGUCUUCCCUAUGCUGCCACUAUAGAGGACAUUUUGGGGUUCCUGGGGGAGUUUUCUGCAGAUAUCAGAACUCACGGGGUUCACAUGGUAUUAAAUCACCAGGGACGUCCAUCUGGAGAUGCCUUCAUCCAAAUGAAAUCUUCAGACAGAGCAUUUAUGGCUGCUCAGAAGUGCCAUAAGAAGACCAUGAAGGACAGAUACGUUGAAGUCUUUCAGUGUUCUGCCGAGGAGAUGAACUUUGUGUUAAUGGGGGGCACUUUAAAUCGAAAUGGCUUAUCCCCGCCACCAUGUAAGUUACCAUGUAUUUCUCCACCCUCGUACACAUUUCCAGCCCCUGCAGCUGUGAUCCCAACAGAAGCCGCCCUGUACCAACCCUCUGUGCUCCUCAAUCCACGAACGCUCCAGGCCUCCACAGCAUACUAUCCUGCGGGCACUCAGCUCUUCAUGAACUACACAGCAUACUACCCCAGUAUGCAGCAAAGAAUGGAUCUGGUCACACAGAUGAGUCGGCCAGGUCAGUGCCCAAAGAAUGGAUUUGUCUUUAAAGGUCCGAGCAGUUAGACUUUCUUAACAAAGAUUCUUCCUGACUUCCUGAACAAUCUCAACCAGCCAAAAUGGAGUCCCUUCUGUCUACACUCCCAACUGCAACCAUCUAGUGCAAGAAAAUUUGCCACUGUUGUGGACAUCUGCCGGUGUCUUUAAGAAAAAAUAGCAAAUGCAUGCACACUUGACUCACUCCACUUAUGCAAGCUUGCCAUUAAAGAUGUUUAAACUGUUACCACAUAGGAGCACAACUGCCAAAUGCACAAGAAAGGGCUGGGUCCCUCUGCACCCUCAGGUACUUGAAAUGUUAGCAUAUUCUCCCAUCACUAAAAGAAUGAGGACUGGAGAUCAAGACACCACAAAAUUGUUAGAACAGCAUGCUAAGGCAAACCGCUGUCGUCUUCUUUUCUUUAUUUGCGCACAUAUGAAUUAACUUUUUAUGAAACAAUAAGGGCUUUAGUACCCUUCAGCUUUUUAUUAAAAAAAGUUUGCUUGUUUUGUAUAUAUUUGUUUAGAAAGUAUUCCGAUUCAAGACUGGCUUACUGGACAGUGCAGAAAUGGUUCAGAAUGAAAAAAAAAUAGAAUGCUUUGCAGAAAAACCUUGUAACAUUUUGUAAAGAGAAAUUAUAUAUAUGUAUGAAAAUAGUGCUCUAAACUUGUAUAUUGCAUAUAUGACUACUGUGUAUUUAAAUAACUCGUAGCUGAGUCUAAUGAGGGGGUUGUCAUUGUGCACAAGACAGAUGUACAAAACCUCCAGUUCUGCUCUUUCACAACACAGAGCUGUUGCUUGUAAAAAGUUCAUAUUAAAUUCUGGUGGGGAGAAAUCACUGAUGUACAAUAUUUGCCCACAGCAGCUUUGGCUGUGGUAGAAGUAAUUACAAUGAAGGGCCUUAGGCUCCAUUUAAGAUUUCUGGGCAUCUAUAGGCCAGGGACCCUCUUUUUAACGUUUAGUACUUGGUUCUUCUGCUGAGAUCAAGAACGUUAUCAAAAGCAUAACAGUUUUCCUAGGAAAAUAACUAUUAUCACUACUGUAGAAUCGUUUUGAGCUACUCUACAUGGAUUCCAUACCAACCUGCUAUGUGGAUGCUCUGCUCCUUGACUUCUCAAUUUCUGCUGCAUUCACGUCUUCCACAGGUAUUAAACUGUUUUAAAUCCA